This is a messenger RNA of Glossina fuscipes, 3044 nucleotides long. RefSeq names its product monocarboxylate transporter 3. Gene Ontology annotation, molecular function: monocarboxylic acid transmembrane transporter activity. The record is from RefSeq and is a predicted model, not a curated record. The transcript has a single exon. The coding region runs from base 374 to 2764 and encodes 796 amino acids. Gene Ontology annotation, biological process: monocarboxylic acid transport; transmembrane transport. NCBI's taxonomy places the organism in Eukaryota, Metazoa, Arthropoda, Insecta, Diptera, Glossinidae.
ACACCAACAACAACAACAACAAUAACAACGACAACAGCAGCAAAGAAAUUAAUAAUAAAUUUUACGUUUUGAUUUGUUUGCAAGCAUUUCCUUUAACGCUUUAUCAGUGAGACGUACUAUCUUGAGAGCGCGAACGCUUCAAAGUAUCGUUCGUAAUAUUUCCUUAAACAAAACUAUAAUUAAAUAACGCACAAGUUGCUUAAGCAUCAUCGUCUAGAGAAAUGUGAUUUCUAAAAAUCUCUAAGAACAAAUAAAUCCAAGCUAUGUAAUGCUGCUACCACUAAAUGCAGAAGUGCUUAAAAAAAACUUAGAAAGGAUUUCUUCAAUUCAGAAUUAGAAAAUAAGACUUUGAAAAAAAAAAAAAAAAAAAAAAAUGGCUGAAGUAAAUACAGCCUCCGGCGCUUCGUCGGCUAGGCUUAGAAAAUUUGAUAGAACUGAUAGUGAAUUAGCCUGUGAAGAGGCUGCACGUUUAACGGCCGAUAUUCAAGAGAAUACAGCACCACAAAGUCCCGAAGAGGAUGACGAUUACAGUGAUUAUGGCGAAUUGCCGCCACCGCCGGACGGUGGUUACGGUUGGGUUGUCUGUUUCGCUUCAUUCAUGUGCAACAUGGUGGUGGACGGCAUAGCCUAUACGUUUGGUAUAUUUCUCGGUGAAUUCGUGGACUAUUUCGGUGAGGGUAAGGGUAAGGUAGCGUGGGUUGGCAGUUUAUUAAGCGGUGUUUAUUUAAGUGCGGGUCCUAUUGUAUCAGCUUUAGCUAAUAAGUACGGCUGCCGUACGGUAUGCAUAGCUGGCAGUAUUGUUGGAUGUAUAGCUUUUGCCCUAAGUACCCUUUCUACUUCCGUCGAUAUGCUUAUGUUAACUUAUGGUGUACUAGGCGGCUUCGGUUUCGGUAUGAUUUAUUUGCCCGCUGUUGUGGCUGUGGGUUACUAUUUCGAAACGAAACGAUCUCUGGCCACGGGCAUAGCUGUUUGUGGUUCCGGUUUUGGUACUUUCGCGUUUGCCCCAUUAGCCUCCUACUUACUGCAACAAUACGGCUGGAAGAAUUCUCUUCUUGUUUUUGCGGGUAUGAUAUUAAACUGUGCUAUUUUUGGAGCGAUGAUGCGACCGCUUACCUAUCCUAAAAAGAAGAAAGUGAAACCCCUAAUGCAACGUAUGUACGAAGAAAAACAAAUGCAAUUGGAACGUGGUUCAUUCGCGGGCUCAUUUAUGGUUCAAUUGCCCGAUGGCACAAUGGAGCGUAAACUAAAAUUACCUUUAAAUACGGAACCAGGGGUGCAUUCAUCUUUAAAUUUAGAAUUGUUAGCUCAACAAGCUGGCGGAAUGGGUAGUUUGCAACCUGUCUCCACCUUGCCUACCAUUACCGAAGCUAAUAUGAUAGAAUCGCAAAAUGAACAACAGCAACAGCAAAGCUCGCCAGCUAACGGAAAAGAAAGCAAUGGUCAAUUAGAAACGCGCGGUCGCCGUCCUCAACGACAUUCAGAAUGCGGUCCCAGUCCUUACCCGUCGGUCGAUAUAAUGACCCGCAAUGCUUCGCAACCGGCCUUUACAGCCGACUAUCAUAGUCUUCCAAAAAAUGGCUCAGUACCGUCCUUUCAACGUUCACGUAAAACCUCAACAUCAGAAAAAUUCCAACCAUCAUUGGCUGCCAUCAGAUCGGCAUCACGAACUGAUAUGGAUGCAGAAAUGGGCAUGACUGCAUCGAAAAUGUCUUUGUCGCAACGCCAAGACAGCGGCAAAAUGGUUAGGCCUAUGUCACGUAAGGAUAUUUUUUAUUCUGGUUCGGUAACAAAUUUGCCACUCUAUCAAUCCCAAAAAUCGUUAACUAAUUACCGUCAAUCCGUAUUAUCGCUAACAAAAUAUGAGAAAAGCAUGCAAAGCGUUCAGCGUUUAGAUCCUUUAGCUGAGGCAGAAAAAAAUCGCGAACAAUACGAUCUGUGCCCAUGCUUGGGCAUACCUGAUUCGGUGCGUUCAGUUAUCAACAAUAUGCUCGACGUUACUCUACUAAGGGAUCCAGUUUUCAUGCUGAUCGGUGUUUCAAACAUUUUUGGUAUGGCUGGACUUUACGUACCCUUCGUAUACUUGGUCGAUGCUGCGCAAAAAGCCGGUAUCGAUGCCGAUUCAGCAUCAUUUUUGCUUUCAAUUAUUGGCAUCACAAACACUUUCGGUCGUGUUAUAUGCGGUUAUGUUGCAGAUUUCCCUUCGGUGAAUUCUUUAUUUUUGAAUAAUAUGUGCUUGCUCGUGUGUACGGUGGCAGUAUUUCUCACUCCAUUAUGUGCCUCUUACACUACCUUUGUAGUGAUGGCUAUAUUCUUUGGUGUAUCUAUUUCUGGUUACAUAUCUCUAACGUCAAUUAUACUCGUAGAUUUACUUGGCCUAGAUAAGUUAACCAAUGCCUUCGGUCUCCUAAUACUAUUCAGAGGUUUUGCUGCCAUUAUUGGAUCACCACUGGCUGGUGCCGUUUACGAUGCAACGCAAUCCUAUGACUUGCCAUUUUAUAUGGCCGGCGCUCUUUUCGCUUUAUCCACAAUUACCAGCUUUAUGGCACCGUGUUUAAAACGUUGCACUAAAUCCGAAGAGAGUCCAGUGCAUAUAGAAACCUUAACACCAAUUAACGAGGAACAGGGCGAAGAGGCCGAGGAUGAGGAGGAUCAACCAAUAACUAUAGUACCUAAAAUUGUAAAGACGCUACCCAGUCCACAGCAAGAAGAAACCGAACCUAAAUUUCCGGCCUCAAAACCAACAUCGGCUGAAUCAAAAUUAUAAAAGUAAAUUAGGGUAAACAAAAAACGGAUGAUUAAUAAUAAAAAGAGCGAACGAGAGAGAGAGAGAGAUAGAGCGGGAAACGUUUGAAAUGACUCUCUUUCUCUACAUUGUUAGCUGAGAUUCAAACUAACGUUACAUAUAUUGUUGUUUUUAACGAAUAUUUUUUAAACUAAUUUUCUAAGAAACGAAAAAAAAAUUUAUCUUUUAACCAGCAGCCAGCCUUUUUAGCUUAACCGUAAAAGAAAACAAAUUAAAAUAAGCUUAAAACUAAUAUUAAUAU